CUGGAAGCUCAUAGUCAGCGGAGGUGGUGGCCGGAGGUGGUGGCAGGGCGUCCCAGCUGUUUGCAGCUUCUCUAUAUUGGGACUCUGAUGAUCUCCCCAGAGAGUACAGCCCUCUCCUUACUUCAGAAGUAUCCCCCUGAGCAAUUAAACAUCUGGCCCACUGUCAACUCUGCGUUGGUGAAAAACAACCCAAAGUCAGUAGGUAUAAUUCUAAUGAAAACACAAUAGCUAGCUUGUUGAACACGCUGAUUUUCAUCAAGUUACAGGCUGGAUUCCAAUUCAUGAUAUCAAGACUUGAUCUGCACGCUUUUAGCUGAGGAAAAAUACAAUGUUUGUAAAAAAUAAAUACAAAUAAUUAUAAUAUGUAGAUCAUUUAUAUGAGCUCUCUGCCUAGGCUGCCACUAGGCACCAUGGAAACUAUAGAACUAGGAUGAGAUGACAGAAGCCUCCACGACAACACAGGAGUCUGCCACAACCGCUUCAGAGGCAGUCACUGGUUCAGUUUUUGUGUCAGUCUGUGUCCAUCUGAUCUCCGGUUGUACAGGUUGUUGAGGUCUGGCUAGUCUGACCAGACUCCAAAGCCUGCGGAACAAGUGUCCAAUCCUCGUGUGUAGGAACCCCCCCAGAUGUUUUGCAGAGAAGACGCUGUUCUUGUAGAUCACGCUAUUCCAUUUCCCUGGCUCCCCACACACACACUGCACAACACACAGACACAUGCUCGCACUUGUGUAUGCACAUGUUCCUCAUUGACGACACCCAUGAUGGAUGUAAUUAGAUCAGUAUAAUUGAAUCUGUCUGUCUUUCACAGUCACACCGCUGGACGUUGUGAAGAUACGGCUGCAGGCCCAGCAAACACCAUUCUAUCAAGCUUUAGCUGCUGACUCCGCUUCAUGGAGUGGUGUAAUCCGCCCCUCCAAAUGGAAGUGCUUCCUGUAUUGUAAUGGCCUGAUGGAUCACAUCUAUGUGUGUCAGAAUGGGGCCAGCUGCGCCAGCUGGUACAAAACACCAACCCACUUCAGUGGCACCCUGGAUGCUUUUGUGAAGAUCACGCGCCACGAGGGGGUCAGGUCUCUGUGGAGCGGGCUGCCUCCCACACUGGUGAUGGCGGUGCCUGCCACGGUCAUCUACUUCACCUGCUAUGACCAGCUCAGAGACUUACUGUGCUACGGCAUGGGGUUCCAGGGCAACUACAUCCCCCUCGUGGCAGGGGGUCUCGCUAGACUGGGAGCAGUGAGUGUGAUCAGCCCGUUGGAGCUGGUGCGCACCAAGAUGCAGUCCCGGAAGCUGACCUACAGCGAGCUGAGGGUGUGUAUCCGCUCUAGUGUUGCCCAGGACGGCUGGCUGUCCCUGUGGAGGGGCUGGGGACCCACCGUCCUACGAGACGUCCCCUUCUCAGCCCUGUACUGGUUCAACUAUGAGCUGGUGAAGGCCCAGCUGUGUGAUCAGUACGAUGUGUCUCAGGCCACCUUCUCCAUCAGCUUCACAGCAGGGGCCAUCUCUGGAGCUGUGGCUGCCAUCAUGACCCUGCCUUUUGACGUAGUGAAGACUCGGAGACAGAUCCAACUGGGAGAGAUGGAGACACUGGGAGUUCCUGUGAAGAACCCCACAUCCACAUUGCAUAUCAUGAGGGGAAUUUGGGCUGAAUCGGGCUACAGGGGGCUCUUUGCAGGCUUCCUACCCAGGGUGAUCAAAGUGGCCCCAGCCUGUGCUGUCAUGAUCAGCACCUAUGAGUUUGGGAAGACCUUCUUCCAGAAGAUGAACCUUGACCGGGAGCAACAGGCCUGCUGAGGGGCUGUGUGUGUGGAGAAGCAGGGUUGGCUGCCUUCCUCUGGAGCAGAAUGGGAAGAGACUAUUAGCAGCUGCCCAUGCACGCUGUGCAAGACUGCUCCUAGUCAAGACUUUGCACCUAGACACCUGAGCUUCAAAUCACCAUGGAGGAGUCUGUCUGUCUCUCAAUUCAGACAAAGGCGAAGACAUGAGGAAUGGACUUUUUUUGUCUGUUUUCUAGCCCUUUCUAUUGGCCCACAGGGAGGCUGCUCCUACAACUGUGAACACUGUCAUACGUGUAUCCGUGAAUGUAUCCAUUAGUUAAACUCAGAACUGUGGGGGAACGGCCCUGUGACUAAGGCUUAUUCAGACUUUGGCAUGCUUUCCUUGCACACUAAAGGAGUUGUUCAUCUUUGCUAGUACAGCCCCCUGCUGUUCAUACCUGGGAGAACACUUCUAACAACAACCCUAAAAAAACUGCAUGCAAAGUAAUCCAUUCAAUCAAUACCUUCCCUUCACCUACUAGCCCAGACCAAAUGCAUGGUUGAGCUGGGAUCAGUGGAUACUUGUCUAUUCUUAGUGUAGCAUUCUCUCAUAUUGAUUUGUCAUCUGCCCAAUGGUAGCCUACUAUCCAAUGUCCAUUUUUUUGUGAUGGGAAUAAAUACAAUACAUAUGUAGGUGGGUUACCAUGGAUCAUUCCCAGAGGAUGAGAACUGGGUAAAGUGCCACUUUUUUGAUGGGUUAAUUUGGUAGAUGUUAUUCAAUCAAAUGAAAUACUUAAGACAAAACAGCUGACAAAUUCUCAUAACUAUGCUGUCUAUAAGGGGGUGACAUUACUUUUUUAUUUUUACUUGAUUUAAUAUAUGCAGCGUUUCUGUUGAUGCAUUUCAGAACUGGGCUGAGUCUAUAUAGUUUUAUGUAGAAUGUUAAUUUUUUUCAGCAUUUCAGAAUGAUCUGGAAAUCUACUAGCUAGGUUACUGGACAGAAGUGAGUUGUUGCCUUGAUCUUUAAUUUGUGUGUUAUAUUAUUUCUCGUGUACCUUACAUGGAUGUAUAGAAUGUUUUAUAUGCUGUGACUGGUUUU
Molecule: messenger RNA, 2850 nt
Organism: Coregonus clupeaformis (lake whitefish)
Lineage: Eukaryota; Metazoa; Chordata; Actinopteri; Salmoniformes; Salmonidae
Product: solute carrier family 25 member 39-like
Exons: 10
Coding region: 949-1788 (279 amino acids)
Biological process (GO): mitochondrial transmembrane transport
Source: RefSeq, a predicted model, not a curated record